Molecule: messenger RNA, 6150 nt
Organism: Chanos chanos (milkfish)
Lineage: Eukaryota; Metazoa; Chordata; Actinopteri; Gonorynchiformes; Chanidae
Gene: lrrk1
Product: leucine-rich repeat kinase 1
Biological process (GO): protein phosphorylation
Molecular function (GO): protein binding; protein kinase activity; ATP binding
Source: RefSeq, a predicted model, not a curated record
AUGUCGUAUUGGAGUGUCGGAAUUACUGAAGAUACUGAAGAGAUUGCCAACAGUAUGGGGGAGCAUGAUGGCGCUGCCGACAUGGGAGUCAAACAGUCCAUUUUGGGCAGCACCCCCCUGUGCCAGUCACCUACGCUGGAGAACAUCCAGGCCGCCUAUAAGGAUGGCGAGGGCUGCAGGGCAAGCGAGCUCAUCAAGAUCUCGUGCCAGGACAACAGUGGAGGCCGGACAGAUGGGGCAGCUCUGCUUUGUUUGGCCUCUCAGCAUGGUGAUGUGGAGAGUGUGCGGUUCCUGCUGAAGGAGGUGAAGGUUCCUGUUCCUCUGGAGCCCAGUGAAGAGAACCCGGCCAUCCUGGCCGCUCAUUAUGGCCAGCCCGCCGUGGUUACAGAACUGCUCAGCUCCAUACCGCCUCCAUGCAUGCGUAAAGAUCUGUUGAACUGGAUGUUGGCUAUCGCAUGCCAGGAAGGACAUUUGGACGUGGUGAAAAUGUUGGUUCUGAAUUACCAGGCCGACGCUGAGAACUGCGCCAUACACAGCGAUGAGUUUGCCGUCAUCACCGGUCUGCCUUUGUACGCUGCAGCCAGGGCAGGAAAUGAAGAGAUCGCAAACUUUUUACUGGAGAAUGGUGCGGGAUUCUCGUCUUACACGCUGAUGGACCACUCGGACUUCAGCCAGCAACUGCUGCGCCAACGCCUCCUAGAGGCCAAAGACUCACACGGCGGUGUUAGGGGGGAACCGGAUCUGUGUGUGCAGUGGAGUGAUCUGAAGCUUCCCUGGCUGAAGCUGGACUGGUUUAUGGAUGUGUCCUCCAGGAUCUCGGUCCUGGAUCUAUCCUAUAACAGUCUGACAUCCUUACCCUCUGUAGUGCCUUGGGGCCUAAUUAAUCUGCACAGCCUAGACCUCUCUCACAACCAGCUCAAAGAGCUGCCAACUGCUCGUUCAUCGCAGGAGAUCAUCUGCACGAAAUUAUGCCAUGUUAAUCUGUCUGAGAAUGAGCUGGACAGCCUCCCAACUGGUCUGUUGCAUCUCUGCCAGCUUCAGACACUUACUGCAGCCAAGAACAAACUCACCGAACUCUUCCACAUCCCCCAAGCCACUAACUGGAUUGGUCUGCGUAGACUGCAGGAGCUGGAUGUAUCAGAUAACUGUCUGAGCAGACUACCCUCACCAGUAAUGCACUGUUUCAAGUUUCUCAACAGUCUCAACAUCAGCAAGAACAAGCUGUCACAGUUCCCCGACCCCUGGGCGUGCCCACUGAAAUACUGCAAAGCUUCAAACAAUGAGAUUAAAAGUCUCCCGGACACUAUAUCAAUCUUCUGGCGCACUCACCUGAAGGAACUGGACUUCUCUGAAAAUGCCCUGACAGAGCUCCCGUCGUAUAUAUUUGAACUAGAGGCUGUUGUCUCCCUAAAGUUUUGUGGGAAUCAAAUCUCAUCACUGCCUGCUCCUAAUAAAUGGAAAUGCUCUCAGCUUAGAACAUUGGACCUGUCCAGAAACCAGCUGGGGAAAACAGAGGAGGGCACCAAAAGCAGACGGCUGGCUUUCUUUACCACGUGGCACCGGAGGGACCCAGAACCAGCGUGUCCCAUCCAGUUUCCCGUAAUCUUGAGGGAAUCUUUGGAAGUGCUUUUCCUGAACGAUAACCAACUGGACUGUGUGCCUCCAUCAGUGUGCUCCCUGAAGAACCUCUCUGAGCUUUAUCUGUCCAAUAACCCAGGUAUCCAGGAGCUCCCGGCAGAACUAGGUCAGCUCUCCAACCUGUGGCAGCUUGAUAUUGACGACCUGAAUAUCACCAAUGUCCCAACUGACGUCAGGAAGGAGGGCCCCGCGGCUGUGAUGGCAUACCUGCGUGCCCAGUUGAGGCGGGCAGAGGCCUGUAAGUUGUUGAAGAUGAUAGUGGUUGGCCCACCUCGCCAGGGGAAGACUGCCUUGCUGGAGGGGCUUCAGACAGGUCGAGCUACACAGUUUCUCCCCAACGAACGCAGCAUUCGUACAUCCACCUGGGAACUGGAGCGACCCAGUGGUGUCAAAGCCAGUAUGGACUCUGUGUUCUUUAAUGUGUGGGACAUUGGAGGCCCAGCCAGCAUGUCCACAGUGAAUCAGUGUUUUUUCACGGAUAAGGCACUUUACGUGGUUAUCUGGAACCUGGCUCUGGGAGAGGAGGCUGUUGCUAACCUGCAGUCUUGGUUACUGAAUAUAGAGGCUCGUGCCCCUAACUCUGCUGUUGUGGUAGUUGGCACACACCUGGACCUCAUAGAUACAAAGUUUCGCACGGAGAGAAUCGCCACCCUGCGUGCUUACAUCCUAGCACUCUGCAGAACUCCCUCGGGUGCUCGAGCCAGUGGUUACCCCGACAUCACCUGGAAACACUUACAUGAGGUGUCAUGUAAAACACUGGAGGGUUUUGAUGGGCUCAGAAGACUGCUGUACCAGGUCUCCUGCUCUAUGAAGGACAGUGGUAAUCCAGCCAGUUGCCACAAACUGGUUGGAAGACUGAUCCCCAAGAGCUACCUCACCCUGCAGGAGGCAGUGUUGGCAGAGCAGCAGAGGAGGGAUGCGGCUGAUGAGGUUCAGUAUCUGACUGACCUGGAGCUGGAACAGAUUAUAGAGCAGAUCCCAGCCAGUGACAUCAAGGACUAUGAGGACGUGCAGACUGCGAUCAGUUUCCUUAUUGAGACGGGUACCCUGCUGCACUUCCCAGACACCAGUCAUGGUCUGUGUAAACUCUACUUCUUGGAUGCAGUAUGGUUGUCUGAGUGCUUGGAGCGGAUCAUCCAUCUAAAGAGCUCACGCUCCGUAGCACGUAAUGGGGUGAUCCGUGCCGAGGACCUCCGCAUGCUACUGGUGGGCACAGGGUUCACCGAGCAGACGGAGGAACAGUAUUUCCAGUUCCUUGCCAAGUUUGAAAUCGCACUACCCGUGGCCAGCAACAGUUAUCUGUUACCCCACCUCUUACCCUCCAAACCAGCUAUGGAUAUCCAUGGCUUCCGCCAACAGACCAGCAAUACCAUCCAGCGUCACUUUAAGAUGAGCUUUGUUCCCGCGGGAUUCUGGGAGCGCUUUAUAGCCAGGAUGCUGAUCAGUCUGAACCAGAUGGAUUUGCAGGCAUUUGAGACCAAAAAGAACUCAAAAAGCCCCAGAAACAGGAACACAAUCAUCUACAGCUUUGCAGGGAACCAGCAGAGGAACCGUUGCAGUACAUUCAGAGUACGGCGCAGUCAGACCAUCUACUGGAAGGAGGGCCUGCUCGUCACCUUCGACGGAGGUUACUUAAGUGUUGAGUCAUCAGAUUUGAACUGGAAGAAGAAGAAAAGUGGAGGCAUUAAGAUCAUCUGUCAGUCUGAGGUGAGGGAUUUCUCUGCCAUGGCCUUCAUCACUGAUCACGUCAAUUCUCUCAUAGAGCAGUGGUUUCCCGCUCUGACGGCCAGUGAGAGCGACGGCUCUCUGCUGAUCGAGCAGUAUGCCCCUUGCCCCAUCUGCAGCACUAUGUCCAGGCAUACAGAUCCUCAACCCCUGAGCGGAGGCAACCCCAGUGAUGUCCACUACUUCAACAUGGAGGACUGUGUGUUAGCCGCCGUGGAUAAAGAGUACAUCACCUGCCCAAAGCACCCCAAGCAGCCUGUCCCUCUACAGGAGCUGGUCCCUGAGCUCUUUAUGACUGACUUCCCCUCACGGUUGUUCUUGGUGAAGAGUGCAUUGGAGUGCAGUGAGGGGGAGAAGGACAUAUUGGGUCAGGGUGGCAGUGGUACCAUCAUCUACAGAGCCAAGUAUGAGGGCCGGCCCGUGGCAGUCAAACGCUUCCACUUUAAGAAGUGCAGGCAGCAGUCCCUCCACAGUGGCACAGACACCAUGGUGAAACACCUGCAGUCCAUGGAUGCUUCCAGAAGCUUCUCAGAGUUCCGGCAGGAGGCCAGCAUGCUUCACUCUUUGCAGCACCCUUGCAUCGUUCCUCUGGUGGGCAUUAGCAUACACCCAUUGUGCUUUGCCCUGCAGCUAGCUCCACUGGGCAGCCUCAACACUGUGUUGGAGGAGCGAUCAAAAGGGUCUCAAUUCAUGCCACUGGGUCACAUGCUGACCUUUAAAGCAGCCUAUCAGAUAGCAGCAGGUCUGGCCUACCUCCACAGGAAGAACAUCAUCUUCUGUGACCUCAAGUCGGACAACAUCCUGGUUUGGUCGCUAGAGCUGUGUGAUUCCGUUAACAUUAAAUUGUCAGAUUAUGGAAUAUCACGCCAGUCCUUCCAUGAAGGGGCACUAGGGGUGGAGGGCACACCUGGAUAUCAGGCUCCUGAAAUCAGACCUGGCAUUGUCUAUGACGAGAAGGUGGAUAUGUUUUCUUAUGGUAUGGUUCUGUACGAGCUGUUGUCUGGUCGCAGGCCAGUCUUGGGGAACCACCAGCUGCAGAUUGCUAAAAAGCUGUCAAAGGGCAUUCGGCCAGUGCUGGGAAACCCAGAGGAGGUUCAGUUUUACUGCCUGCAAGCCCUCAUGAUGGACUGUUGGGACACCAAACCUGAGAAACGUCCUCUGGCCAUGUCACUGCUCAGGCAGAUGCAGGAGCCCAGUUUCCCUUGCCUCAGAUACAUACUACAGUGUGAUCAACACAGCCAGCUCUUCCUCUCCUCACAGCAGGCACACUCCGCUAUGUUCUGGGAUGGAGACAAAGACGACAGGAACUACUCGGUGGUGAAUGUGGCUAAAGGUCAGAUGGAGGUGAGACGCAUGCCCUGCCCGGGAACACGGCUCAGCUGUCAGAUGAAGAUGGAGAACACCCUGUGGACAGCCACUGAGGAGCAGGAAGUUUUUAUCUACAGUCUCAAAGAGAUGUGUCCCUUGAGCCAACCCCAGAAACAUCUCUCUACUCCAGCAGUCGUCACCUGUCUGUUCCCACUGCCGGGCAGAAAAGAGAACUUGCCCCGAGUGUUUGCAGGUAUGGCAGAUGGCCUGGUGGCUGUGUAUACUCUGGUAGAUGACAUGCCAGAGGAGGGAGAGAGCUACAUCUGUUCCCACACUCUGAAUAAGUCUCUGUUUGGCCUGGAGGACGCUGACCCUCGGCAGAGACCUUAUCCUGUGCGCUCUAUGAUCCUGGUGAGAAGUGGUUCAGAAGUGUGGUACACAAACGGUCCAGGUGUGCUGGUUAUCGACUCCCUCACCCUCCAGGCCGUGCGUCGGCUUGACCCGUAUCUGCAUCCCUCCUGUGUGGUGUCCAUGGCAUCGACCUCAAGUUGCUGGGGCGACGAAGCUGUCUGGUGCCUUGACGACCACACCAACACCCUGUUGAUGUACCAUGCUGCGAGCUACCAGCUGUGUGCUAGCUAUAACUGCAGCGACGUCAACCCACUCAGGGACGUUUUCCCUGUGCACAGACCAGCAGGGGUCAACACCCCCACAAAUUCCGACGCCGGAGGAAGUCAGAGAGGAGAUGAGGAGUAUCCGACAGCACCUGUUACCGUAACGGUGAUCCACAGCAAGGAGGCCGGAACACAGAUCCUCCAACAGCAAGACUCUUUGGACUACUGCUCCAUGAGCUCAGGUUUCAGUUCUGAACAGAUUGACCUGAUGGGCAGCACGGACCAGGUGAACUCAGCGGGGCUCGCCCACAUAGACCGCUCCAGCUCUGGAGCCCUCAGCUCUCUCACCAGUUCGGCCAGCAUGCCUUUCUCUGUGGACUGCGAGGAAACAGACAAGCAGCAGGACCAGCCCGGCGCCGACCAACUCAAUUCUGAGCUGCUUAGCGCCGACCAGCUCGAUACAGAUCGACCCAACGCUGAGCCCUCGCACACAGAAAGCCCAGGUUCAACCCCACACUGUCGCACCCCUCCCCACCUACAGGCUGUCUCUGUGCUAUCAGUCAACGGCACUCUCUGGGUCCCCAGGCGUGGGGGUGAUACCAUGGUAAUUGAGGUGCAAGAGCAAGCGGAUUUAGCCAGGGGAAGAGUCAUUGCCGUGCUCAGUGUGCCAGGAAUGCCCCAGUAUGGAACCCUAGUGGAGGCUGCACUGGUUGCAAAGGACACUGUUGUGUGUGGCUUUCGUAAGGAAAACAUGGCCUGGUGCCUCGCUGUCUGGAGGGGCUGGGGCGGCCGCGAGCUGGAGCUCUUCUACCAGGGCUAUGAGGAGCUGGGCCGCCUGGAGAUCAGCCUGAGGAAAAGAAGGUAG